Messenger RNA from Trichomonas vaginalis G3, 714 nucleotides. RefSeq names its product Potassium Channel Kv1.1, Chain A domain-containing protein. Bases 1 to 714 code for a protein of 237 amino acids. Gene Ontology annotation, molecular function: ubiquitin protein ligase binding. Gene Ontology annotation, cellular component: cytoplasm. The record is from RefSeq and is a predicted model, not a curated record. The transcript has a single exon. Gene Ontology annotation, biological process: regulation of proteolysis; proteasome-mediated ubiquitin-dependent protein catabolic process. Lineage: Eukaryota; Parabasalia; Trichomonadida; Trichomonadidae.
AUGGAUACAAUUGAGGAGAUUCAAAUCAGCCCUCUCUUCGACUUUUCUAGCUUUUUUAACACAGGCUAUCUUUCCGACUGCAUGAUAUAUUUUGGAGCGAAAGAAGAUCACCCCACAGAUUCAGUAAAAGCUCAUGUACUUGUUCUUGCUAAUGGAUCAAGAUUUUUCUACGACUCAUUUACAUCACAAAUGAGAGAAGAUAAAGAAAGAGUAUUCUAUGCCACAGUUAAUCCAAUGAAUUUGCUCCGCAGAGUUCUUAGAUACUUGUACAAUGGUCAGAUCAGCUAUGAAUUUGACGAAACAAUGGCUCUUCUUAAAAUUGCAACAUACUACAUGAUUGAUGUUCUUAAAAUUGAGUUACAAAAUCAAAUUAAUUCUAUCACCGAUCCAAACCUUUAUAUUAAUUUAGUCAAUCAAUGUUAUGACAAUCAGAUAGAGGAUCAAUUACCAUAUCUAUCUCAAUUCAUUAUUAAGAAUUACAAUUCAUACGACAUUCAGACACUUUCUGAUUCAUAUGAUGUCAUGGCAUUUGCUGCAAUCAUAAGACAAGUUCAGUUACCUAUUGAUAAACUCAUUUCAGAUAUUACAGCCUUCUUGGGUGACUUCGAAGCAGAUGAAGAAGAACUUGCUGCUUUGAAUAAAUUGCUUUUCGAUUAUAAUACGGAAGAUAAAAGAAAGGCAUUUGAAAAAUCUAAGCCAAAGUGGAUUAAAUAA